This is a messenger RNA of Ogataea angusta, 804 nucleotides long. RefSeq lists its product as uncharacterized. Bases 1 to 804 code for a protein of 267 amino acids. The transcript has a single exon. The record is from RefSeq and is a predicted model, not a curated record. NCBI's taxonomy places the organism in Eukaryota, Fungi, Ascomycota, Pichiomycetes, Pichiales, Pichiaceae.
AUGCUUUACAAGACUUUUGUGCCACUUCUUUUACUAUCAGCUUACACUAAGGCCGAGGAAACCACCACUUCACAGGUCACCGUCACCGUGACGGAGACCUUGCUGUCGCCAUCCGAGAGCUCUGCUCUGUCGUUGUCGUCCGCCUCUGCUUCUUCUGCGUCCGCAGCAUCAGUUGCCAGUGAAUCAUCUGCUUCUGCUGCUUCAGCUGCGUCUGCUGCGUCUGCUGCUAGUGCGUCUUCUGUCUCUGCUGCUUCCGCUUCUGCUGCCUCCGUCGCCGCAGCCUCUGCUGCUUCCGUUUCUGAGGCCUCUGAAGCCUCUGCUUCUGCCGCGUCUGCAGCCUCCCUUGCUGCUGAGUCUUCUGCUUCGUUGGAGAAGGCCAAGGGUCUGCUGGCCAUCGCCUCGGCUGCUACUGUGAGCUCUUCCCAGGAAGUUUCUCAAAGCUCUGCUCAAUCCAGCAGACAGUCGACAGUGCCAUCGUCAACUCUGAGAACGUCAUAUGUGACAUCCGCAGCUCCAUCCUCCUCCAGAGCUCCAUUCAGCUCCUCUGUGGCUCCUUCGUCUGCUCACAGCAGGUCCGCCGUCAAGUCGUCGGGCAUCAGCACUUCCCUCUCGAGCUCUAGCUCAAAGACAACCAAGUCCAGCUCCAAAGUCAGCUCAAGCUCUACUUCAGUCUCCACCCACGAUGACGAAGGAACUUCCACUGCUGCUUCUUCCUCGUCUUCCAGCGCUCAAGCUAACGGAAUGGCUCCAAUAAGUGGUCUGACCUUCGGCGUGGCGGGAAUUGUGCUGGCUGUCCUGAUUUAG